This is a messenger RNA of Daktulosphaira vitifoliae (grape phylloxera), 967 nucleotides long. It is a transcript of the gene Prosbeta1, whose product is annotated as proteasome subunit beta type-6. The coding region runs from base 131 to 859 and encodes 242 amino acids. Gene Ontology annotation, molecular function: threonine-type endopeptidase activity. Gene Ontology annotation, cellular component: proteasome core complex. The transcript has 6 exons. Lineage: Eukaryota; Metazoa; Arthropoda; Insecta; Hemiptera; Phylloxeridae. The record is from RefSeq and is a predicted model, not a curated record.
UUAUGUUAUUACAAUAAAAGUUUCUGUUAUUUCUGCUUUAGAUACAUUUUCAUAAAUACUGUAAUUUUAGUUGUAAUUAUUUAAAUUAAUCUUUUAUUCAUUAAUAUUUUACUUUUCUUUUUUUUCAAUUAUGUCACUUAUUAACCAUUGUGGAUAUCAAGCUGAUAAUAUUAAUGGUAUUCCUGAUUUGACAAAUGAUGAAGUGUCAACUGGUACAACUAUUAUUGCAGCUACAUAUAAUGGGGGUGUUGUCAUUGGUGCUGAUUCUCGUACAACAACUGGAGCCUACAUUGCUAAUCGAGUAACAGACAAGCUUACUAAGGUGUCUGAUAAUAUUUACUGUUGUCGAUCUGGAUCAGCCGCUGACACACAAGCGAUUACAGAUAUAGUAUCAUACUAUAUGGAUUUAUCAAGUAUUCAAAUGGGGGAACCACCCCUUGUAAAGGCUGCAGCAAAUGUGUUCAGAAGUCUUAUUUAUGAAAAUAGACAUCAGUUGACAGCUGGUAUUAUUGUUGCUGGUUGGGAUAAAAAAUUUGGUGGCCAAGUAUAUACUGUAACUGUCAGUGGAAUGAUAAUCCAGCAAAAUAUUUCCAUUGGUGGAUCUGGUAGUACUUAUCUUUAUGGAUUUAUGGAUUCACAAUAUAGAGACGGAAUGACUAGAGAAGAAUGUGAAAACUUAGUUCUUAAUGCAAUUUCCUUGGCUAUCAAACGAGAUGGGUCAAGUGGAGGAGUAGUUCGUUUGGGAACAUUAGACCAUACUGGUGUUAUUCAAAGAAAAUUAGUACUAGGCAAUGAAUUGCCAAAAUUCUAUGAUAAUGUUUUAAAAAAACCUAAUAACCAAGAUGCUCCUAUGGCUUAAUUUUAUAUGAAUUGUUAAAUUUAAACUGAUACUCUGGUAAUAGAUAUUAUUAUAUCUGUUUUAUUAUGAAUUUGAUGGUCAUUAAAAUAAAUAAUAUUUGCGUAAUAA